AUGCUCCUUAAACUGGCCUCUCCACACCCUCAGGUCCGUGAAAAAGUAGUUGAAAUUUGCCAACAUAUUAAUAUCCGUAUCAAUUCAACAACAACUCAGCUCCCCGUCAAAGCUCUUCUGCAACUCUUACAUAACCCAAAAGUCCCUGCAGGCAGUGAUCUUAGUAUGCUCAGAUCUUUUGCCCUUAUGUACAUUAAAAUGGGCGUAAAAAGACUCCCAGCUGAAAACCAAUCCGAAUUGGUCCCUCUAGUUGUCUCCAGCAUUGCUGGUCUUUCAGACGCUCAUGCUGGUACCCUCUUCAACAUUCUCCUUAACCUCCUCCCAAGCUUAAAGCUCCCAGAAAGAGGAACCACCGAGGCUGACAACCUUAAGUCAACUUUUGGCUUUGAUACCUCUCCAGAAAGUGAAUCAUACCUUUCCCAAAAAUUCACCCUGCUCUUUCUUCUCGACCUUAACAUCAUCCAAUCCCCAUCAACCAAACCCCCCUUCCGCAGCCCUGGUCUUACCCCAGCUGAUUGUACUUUCCUUACCCAAGAUUCAAAGGAAACAUUUACCACCUCUUCUUUUAUUCAAGCAAAAGAACAUGCAGUUAGAUUCCUCCUCUCCGGUGCCUUUUCAGAACAAUCUCUUUAUUUCCCACUUCUUGUCGCCUCCCAUGAUCCCACCCUUGCUGUCAACAGACCAGCAGAAAAUAUCUUUAAAAAACUUAACCUCGACCUCGAAGACCCAGACCGUAUCAAGACCCUAUAUAGACUCUUUCUUGGAUCCCGCUCUGAAAGAUUAUCUCCUGUAAAUAAUACCCUCCAAGUCCAUAUUCUCCAGAUCUUGGCAAAAAGUACCUAUGCCGCAAACCUUGACCCAAACUCCAUAGCCCUCCAAGCUCUCAAGUCUCAGUAUUACCGUCUUGUUCAAGCGGCUUUUACCUUCAUCAGAACAAUUACCUCCAAAACAAAACAAGACCUUCUCGAAAAUUUUGCCCCUGAACUCCUAGAACAAGUCCGUGACGUAAUUGUUAAAACUGGCUGGCCCCGUGUCAUCUCCAGUGACUUGCACUCCAUGGCAUUCCGCCCCUUGGCAUACCAAGCAAUUGGUGCCCUCAUUGGAAGAGUCCCCAAUCUUCUUACAAACCUAAAGUACUUUGAUUUCUUGCUCCAGUCCUUGGAAAAUGACACUGCUGAUAUCAAACCCUCCAUCCAAGAAGCCCUCGCUGAAAUUCUUCCAGCAAUUGACAAGUUGCCAGACUCUGCAAAACAAGGCCUAAAGUCUACUCUUUUCAGAAUUCUUUCAAAUCCUUCAGCUGAUGACAGUUCCAAGCACAUUGCUGUCAAGGUCGCAGUCCGCAGUUUCCCCUUUUCUGAUGCCUAUGCACGUCUACUCUGUCUUUUGGCCCUCAGAAAAGAAAACAGACCAGAUGUCAUUGAAGAAGCAAAACGUGGACUUCACCCUUAUUGGUUUAAAACUGUCACUGCCACUGAAGCUGAUGUCAAGUUCCCGGAUUUUGCAGAAAUGAUUGAUCUUGUAAGCUCCACAACGGAAGACUUUAAGCAACACUCAUUUUCAGAACCAACUAUUAAUGGGUACUUCUUGACUGUAUACAAUUCUAUCGUCUCUUUUCUCGAACGCAUCUUCAUUAUGGAAGCUGUCGAAGGCCAUAAAACUGCCCUUGUCAUUGAGGAGACUUGGGAUGUUCGCAUUGAUACUGCAAUCGACAUGGAUGAAAUAGUGCGAAAUUUGAUAAUAUCUCAUCUAUCGGCUCUUGUCGCAAAAAACAAUCAAGUGUCUCUCUUGACGUUUCUCAAGCUGGCCUUUGACGGUUUGCUUUUGGCUAAUACCGAGGUUGAAAACUGUGCUGUUGUUUGGCUGCGUAUCCUCUCUUUAUCCCCCCUGCAAAUUGUCACACAACUCCAGUCUACCGUUGACUCCCUUGUUAGUCUUCUUUCUCAGUCCAAGGUGAAGAUUCGUGAAAUUUCCAGUUUUGGUUUGGGUAUUAUUGUUUCGUCAUCUUCUUUGGAAUUUGACAAAUCUUCAGAAACUCUCUUGACAAAUCUUGUUAAUUUUAUCGAUGAAGAAAUUAAAAGCGUCUCAUAUAGAAAUAUCGACAAACUCCAUGGAUUUGUUAUUGCAUUAGCAACCAUCAUCUCUCGUCUCUAUAUCCGCCAAAAACUGGGAUCUAUUGAUCCCUCAGGAACUACCUUUGAAUCCUUUUCCGAACUCCUGCCUAAGCUCCUGACUGAUUCAAAGAACUUACAGUUAAUUGACGCUGCCCUCAUUGCCAUUUCCCAGCUUUCCAUUUAUGGUGCACUCUCGUCUAAGCCUAGCACCUAUUUUGACUCCAUUAAAAAGCAGCUUGUUACCCUAGCCACCAAAAAGGAAAGCGAGAAAUCUGUCCUGGCCCUAGGAUACCUUUCACUCAGCGAUGCGUCUUUUGUGCUUGGUGAACAAGAAUAUUACCUUGAAAAACUCAUGUCACUUACUCAAAGCAAGCACUCAGAGUACAUGUUUUCCUCUGGCGAAGCGCUCUCUGUUAUUGCUUCUGGUUGGAACUCCAAGGUCAUGAAUAGAGGCCUUGAUAUUCAAGAUAUUGACAAGGCUCUUCUUCCCAGAUCCUCUCUUUCGCCUGAAAACAGCUACCUUUCACAGACUCUCGAUAAGGUCUUGGAAAGCACUCGCUCCACUAAACCCGCUUUGAGGAAAUUUGCUUGCAUUUGGCUUAUUAGUUUGCUCCAAUACUGCGGCCACCUUGAGCCUGUUCAAGCCAAACUUGAACAAAUUCACGUCACAUUUAUGAGGUACCUUCCUGAAACUGACGAGCUUGUCCAGGAGUCUGCUUCCCGUGGUCUCAGCAUGGUUUAUGAAAUGGGCAACUCUACUCUCAAAGACACUUUAGUUCGCAGUCUUGUUGGGUCCUUUACUGCAGACUCUACACGCAAAGUUAAUGCCGGCUCAGUUUCCGAAGAUACUCAAUUAUUUGAGCCAGGUGUACUAAGUACUGGUGACGGAUCUGUAUCAACUUACAAAGAUAUUUUGAAUUUGGCCUCGGAACUCGGCGACCCAAGUUUGAUUUACAGAUUUAUGUCUUUGGCCGCAAACUCGGCUCUUUGGUCAUCCAGGAAAGGUGCUGCUUUUGGUCUUGGAAGCAUUUUGGCCAAGGCUAAUCUUGACGAAAUGAUGGAAGGCAAUAAGCGUCUUUCCCAGUCUCUUGUCCCUAAACUUUACAGAUACCGGUUUGACCCUAACGCUUCCGUGCAGCAAGUGAUGCGCGGAAUUUGGGAUGCGCUCAUCAAGGAUAAGGCAGGAGCCAUCAAAACAAACUUUGAGGCCAUUUUGAAAGAGCUUUUGGCAGGUAUGGGUGAUAAGGAAUGGCGCGUGAGACAAGCCAGUGCAACUGCGCUUGCAGACCUGCUUCAGGGGAAGCCAAUUGAGUUGUACCAGUCCUACCUCGAGCAGAUUUGGCAAAUGAGUUUUAGAUCAGUUGAUGACAUUAAGGAAAGUGUGCGCACGGCGGGUAUGUCGCUGACGCGCAGUCUGGCUACUUCUUUGGUACGCUACGUUGACAUUGAAAAUGGCGCCUCCCCGCAGCGCGCGUCUCAAAUCUUGCAGCACUUGAUUCCGUUUUUGAUGGGCCACCAGGGGCUACAGUCGGAUGCCCAGGAUAUCCAGUCUUUUGCGCUUGACACACUGAUCAAGCUCAGCAAAAAGGGUGGCGCUGCUCUCAAAGAAUUUAUCCCAAGUUUGGUCGAGGAACUAUUGUUGCUCAUGUCGACCCUCGAACCACAAGCAAUCAACUAUAUUGCGCUCAAUGCCGACAAGUAUGGACUUACCAACAAUGCCAUUGAUGCUUCUCGACUUGCAAGCAUUCGUGGGUCACCCAUAAUGGAUGCGAUUGAGCAAUUGGUGGACCAGGCCACUGAUAAUGAGACCAUGGCUGCACUGGUGCCGCGCAUUUCUAAUGCUAUUCGCAAGUCGGUGGGUCUCCCGUCCAAGGUUGCUUCGAGUCGCGUUAUUGUGGCUCUCACGAUGCGGCAUAUGCAGAGUGUGGCCCCGUUUGCAGACACGCUGUUGACGUCGUCGCAGCGCCAAAUCCAGGACCGCAAUGAUACAAUCUCGCAGUCAUUUGCAACCUCUUGCGGAUACCUGUGUCGGUUGGCCUCAGACAAAGCUGCGCUAAAAUACAUUGCGGAUCUCCAGGAGCAAUACUUUACAGGGGAGACUGAGCGCGCGCGCAAGAUCCCCGGCAUAGCCAUUAAUGCAAUUUCCAAGCAUGCUGCCGAUAAGUUUCAAAAUCUUGCAUCGGCAAUUCUUCCAUUUGUGUUUAUUGCAAAGCAUGAUUCGGAAAAGUCUGUUGAGGAGCAAUUUGCAUUGGUGUGGAGUGAUAAUACUGGAGGCUCGGGCGCGAUCCGGCUCUAUAUUAAAGAAAUCCUGGAGCUUGCAGGGUCCCACAUGAGCUCACAGCAGUGGAUUAUUCGACAAGUAUGUGCUCAGAGUGUUGCUGAUGCAUCGAAUAUCAUUAGCGAUGAUCUGUUGACGACUCGUGGAGGUGGUGUUGUUGGAAUCGAUGUAGCCAAGCUAUUUGAUGUGCUUUUUGAGGCCUGCACUGGUCGCAGCUGGAAUGGAAAGGAACAAGUCCUUCGUGCUUUAGUGUUGCUUGCAUCGAAAGCUAAAGAAAGUUAUGUUUCCAUGACUCCAGGGCUUAUUGAAAAACUCAAUAAAGUUGUUAUUACUGAAGCCAAACGAAGAAACAAAGAGUACCAGAUCCACGCCCUAGUUUCGCUCGGAGAUUACAUUCACAGCUACCCUCAGCCUGAGUUAUACGAUACAUUGUACGAGCUGUGUGACACUUACUUGGAUCCGGAUGAGGAUGAUGAUAGCAGUGAUGACGAAGAUGAUAAGAAGAAUGAAAAGGUCAAGACCAAUAAUAACAAUUUGGGAGCUGGGAUUUUGUCCAAAAAGGAUAUUGAGAAGGAAGAAACGCGCAACAAAGUUUUGGGUGCAGUGGUCUCAAGUUUUGUGCUGAGCACGCCAGGAACAAGCACUAAAUCGGAUACCUCGGAGACUGUGGUUACUGCCGAUGGCAAGGACCAAUCUCACACCACCAAUGCAGGUGUCUCUACAGUUCCUGCGAAACGUAAAUAUUAUUCCGAGUCUGAGAAGACGAUUCAAAAGACUUGCACGUAUUUGAAUCAUGUUCUUUUACAAGACUCGUCGGUAACGGCAGACGCGUCUAAGCGCCGUAAAGUGGGGAGCGGUGCGCCGGUGUCGUGGCGAACAAAGCAGGCUGUGGCCCGACACUUUUCCUCGCUUAUCACGCAAGAGUAUUUGGUGUGCCUGGGAGGGGCAGAUGCCGGUAGUGGUAAUGUUUCAGGGGCAGGUGCAGCAGGAGCUGCAAGUCUCAACAGCGCAUUGAUUUUAGCAGCAGGCAAUAAAGAAUCUAAUGGAGAGGGGAAGAAGACUAACAGUGGUGGUGAAGAUACUUUUGAGGUUGUGGUGACGGAAACACAUUUGAAUGCACUUGAGCGUGUGUGGAAAGCAUUGCUUGCGACCUCUUCGGUGGAUACAAAUCAUGAGAGUGUGAGAAUCGAGGCAGCAAUUGCGGCCGGUGCAUACUUGUCGUUAUUAAAUGUUGGUGCCAAGAGUGUUGUUGGUGGUAAAGCAAGUCAGUUGGCUAGCGAGUUGAGGGACAAGUUAAUGAAGGAAUUGGGAGAGCUCAAGGAAAAAGAGCAGUCUAAUGUGGUAAAGACUCGUUUAUCUAAUGUUGCGUCUGUAUAA
This is a messenger RNA of Magnusiomyces paraingens, 5766 nucleotides long. RefSeq lists its product as uncharacterized. The coding region runs from base 1 to 5766 and encodes 1921 amino acids. The transcript is spliced from 4 exons. Gene Ontology annotation, molecular function: protein binding; molecular adaptor activity. Gene Ontology annotation, cellular component: nucleus; cytoplasm. Gene Ontology annotation, biological process: proteasome assembly. The record is from RefSeq and is a predicted model, not a curated record. NCBI's taxonomy places the organism in Eukaryota, Fungi, Ascomycota, Dipodascomycetes, Dipodascales, Dipodascaceae.